Messenger RNA from Candoia aspera, 1007 nucleotides. It is a transcript of the gene BCL2L15, whose product is annotated as BCL2 like 15. Gene Ontology annotation, cellular component: cytosol; nucleus. Bases 128 to 646 code for a protein of 172 amino acids. The transcript is spliced from 5 exons. Lineage: Eukaryota; Metazoa; Chordata; Lepidosauria; Squamata; Candoiidae. Gene Ontology annotation, biological process: regulation of apoptotic process. The record is from RefSeq and is a predicted model, not a curated record.
CUGAGUAUCCUGAAUGGUGGUAGAGAACGCAUCAGUGGACUUAAUGGUCUGAACAUUUCUAGCAUCAGAAGAAAAAACUGUUGGGAAAAAUAAGACAGAAACUUGUGUUUGAAAUACAUACCCAAACAUGAAGAACUCAAUGACAUUUGAAGAACAAACAGAACAAAUUGUGGAAGCAUUGUUUACUAGCCUUUGUGCUAAGAAAGUAGAGUCACAAGUAGCUGAUCGAUGCCUGGAGCUAAAGCCUAAACGUAAAAACACUUUUGAAGUUGAUUCUGAAAACAGUUUUGAUCCAGUUGAUAUUGCCAAGAAACUGCGAUACCUAGGAGAUCAGUAUAAUGCUGAGUUGGAGGGCCCUGCACAGGCAAUUAUUACAGAGGAAAGCAAAGCAAAGCUAAAGAAAUUCAGAGAACUGACAGAAUCUCUCAGCAGGACUUGGAGCAGUCAUACUCCUGGGCUGGAGUAUGAAAGAGCUUUCCUAGCUGUUGCUGUGAAGUUGUUUGAGUACUUUAUAAGGAAAACUGCUGGGUAUCCAGGCCAGAUAAACCUACUUACAGAUACAAUCAACACAAAUGCUGAAGUGAGAGGCUAUAUUGAUAGGCAAGGUGGUUGGAGUAAUCUUGGAAGAGGGCUAAAUAACCCAUAGUUUCUUGCUUCCAGUAUACAGUAAGAAACCCAUCUGCUAGUUUGGAGGAAAUAGAGCUGGAGAGUUGUUUCAAACCAGGAAAUGGAACUGCACAUGAGUUGGAAAAAACUAUAUGCAACCCUGUAAAGAAACAAAAUAAAUAUAAUUGAUUUAAAAAGAAAAUCAUGAUGGCUUGAUGGUCAUUGCAAUUAGAUUGUUGGUCACAGGAAUUUCACAGAUAAUUCCUGCAGCCACAGUUCCAUACAACACACUCCAAUGUACAGUGCCUUGCUUUAGUAGAUAGUCGAUUGCUUGGUCCUAGUUAUUAAUAUAUUCCUGUUUCAGAUACAGGGGAAAUGUCCAGAUCUCAAACUGACUGGGG